CUUAAUAUUACUGUUUAUUAUUUCACAAAUAAAAAAAACCUUCAACCCUCUAUUAACCUAAACCCUAACACUUUUCUUCCUCAAACGCUCACACACACACACAAUGGGUUCUAGCGGUAAGAAGAAAAGAAGCUCUGCUUCUGCUUCCGACGAACACGAAAACACGAACAAUGAGUCUUCUCACGAACCCCUCAACAAGAAACUUAAGAACACCACCGACACUUCUACCAAAUCCAUGGAGGUUAAGAAGAAGAAAAAAGCUUUCGACAAAACGCGGCGUGGUGCUGAAUCCAAAUCGAAUUCCGAACCUGCAGCUUCGGAGCCCAAACCUGCGCUUGAUUUGUCUAGCAGUGGCGGCGGGGGUUCACUUCCGGAGUUUCACAUUGGCGUGUUUAAGGACUUGGCGGCUGCGUCUGAAUCGGCUAGAGAAGCCGCCGCUAAACAAAUGGUGACGGAGUUGAAGGAAGUUCAGAAUGCCUAUGUUGGAGUUGAGGAUAAGGAGAUUGGUGACGGUGGUUUUAAGCUUGAAGCUGAGAAAAAUGAUGGAUUGGAUGAAUGUGCACCUUCUGUUAGAUAUGCUAUUCGUAGGCUUAUUCGUGGUGUUUCUUCUUCCCGAGAGUGUGCGCGACAAGGUUUUGCUUUAGGUUUAACAGUUUUAGUCAAUGCUAUCCACAAAAUCAGAGUUGACUCGUUUCUUAAACUCAUAGUUGAUUUAUUGGAAGUAACUUCAUCAAUGAAGGGUCAGGAAGCCAAAGAUUGUCUUCUGGGCCGCUUAUUCGCUUAUGGUGCUCUGGCUCGAUCAGGAAGACUUAUCUACGAAUGGAGUUUGGAUAAAAAUACUCCAUACAUCAAAGAAUUUGUUGGUACACUUAUCUCCCUUGCAAAUAAGAAGCGGUACUUGCAAGAGCCUGUUGUCUCAAUAAUUUUAGACUCGAUUGAAAAGUUGCCUGUUGAAGCAAUAGUGAGUCAUGUUAUUGAAGCUCCUGGACUCCAAGAGUGGUUUGGAUCUGCUGCAGAAGCAGGAAACCCUGAUGCUCUAUUCCUUGCUUUAAAAAUUCGAGAGAAAAUUUCUGCUGACAGCCCCAUCUAUGGAAAAUUACUGCCAAAUCCGUUCAGCUCUAGCCAGCUUUUCUCUGCUGAUCACCUGUUGUUCCUGAGUAAUUGUUUGAAGGAAUCAACCUUCUGUCAGCCCCGCAUUCACAGUAUCUGGCCUGUUUUGAUAAAUAUCCUUAUACCUAAUACUGUUCCACAAUUGGAAGAUGCGGCAUCAGCUUCAAAUUCAUUAAAGAAACAUAAGAAGAGUAAGAAAUCUUGCUCUUCUGAUGAAGAAAUUGCAAAGAAUCUUAAAUCUUUUUGUGAAAUAAUUGUUGAAGGAUCCCUUCUCUUCUCAUCUCAUGACCGCAAACACUUAGCUUUUGAUGUUAUGUUGCUUCUUCUUCAAAAUCUGUCUGCAUCUUUAGUUCCUGUUGUUCUGUCAAACAAAGUUGUUCAGUGCCUGAUGGAUAUACUAUCAACAAAUAACACAUGGCUGUAUAAAGUUGGACAACAUUUUCUCAAACAAUUGUCUGAAUGGGUGGGGGACGAUGAUGUCAGAAGAGUUGCUGUUAUAGUGGCUAUACAGAAGCACAGCAAUGGAAAAUUUGAUUCUAUCACAAGGACAAAACAUGUUAAAAAUUUGAUGUCACAGUUCAAAACGGAACCUGGUUGCAUGCUUUUCAUUCAGAACUUGAUGAACCUGUUUGUGAACGAAGAUAAUGUGUCUGAGGAACCUUCAGACCAGAGUCAAACAACAGAUGAAAAUUCUGAAGUAGGCUCUAUUGAGGAUAAGGGUUCUCCUAGGCAAAAUGGGAAUUCUGACUUUUUGAAGAGUUGGGUUAUAGAAUCCCUUCCUGGUAUUUUGAAAUUCUUAAAGCUGGAUCAGGAGGAGAAGUUUCGUGUCCAAAAAGAAAUAUUGAAAUUUAUGGCUGUUCAGGGUCUGUGCACUGCAUCUCUUGGCACUGAAGUUACUUCAUUUGAGUUAGACGAGAAAUUCAGGUGGCCUAAAUCUCCCACAUCAAAUGCACUUUGCAAGAUGUGUAUCGAACAGCUGCAGUUGUUGUUGGCAAAUGCUCAUAAGGGAGAGGGCUCACAUCCUUUGUCUAAUGGCCUUGAGCCUAAUGAUCUAGGUUCGUACUUCAUGAAGUUCUUCAGCACCUUAUGCAAUAUUCCUUCAGUUUCCCUCUUCCGAACUUUAGACGACGAGGAUGAAAAAGCAAUGAAAAAUUUGCAAGCAAUGGAAACUAAAUUAUCUCGAGAGGAAAGGAGCCACGACGGCGGUGCUAAUGCAAAUAAGUUGCAUGCACUGAGAUACUUGCUUAUCCAGUUGCUCUUACAAGUGCUUCUUGUUCCAAGGGAGUACUCAGAAGCUGCGUCUGAACUCAUCAUCUGUUGUAAGAAAGCAUUUUCUACUUCUGAUAUUCCCGAGUCCUCUGGAGAUGAUGAUGCAGAGGCUGAUGAUGCACCUGAAUUGAUGGAUGUUCUUGUGGAUACAUUGCUCUCUCUACUUCCCCAGUCAUCAGCUCCUAUGCGAUCUGCUAUUGAUCAGGUGUUCAAAUAUUUUUGUAAUGAUGUCACCGAUGAUGGACUGAUGCGGAUGUUGCGAGUCAUAAAGAAAAAUUUAAAACCUGCAAGACAUCCAGAUGCAGGUAGUGCUGAUGAAGAUGACGAUGAUGAAGACGAAGACUUCAUCAAUAUUGAAGAUGAAGAAAUUGAUCAAGCUGAGACGGGUGAAACAGGUGAGAGUGAUGGGCUGACAGAUGACUCUGAGUCUGUAGUUGAUGCAGAGGAAACUAGUCUGGACCAUCCAGAAGAUUCUGAUGAUUCAGAUAGUGGAAUGGAUGAUGAUGCCAUGUUCAGGAUGGAUACAUAUCUUGCUCAGAUUUUCAAAGAGAAGAAAAAUCAGGCCGGAAGUGAAACUGCUCAUUCGCAGCUUUUGUUGUUCAAACUCCGCAUCCUUUCAUUGUUGGAAAUUUUCCUUCAUGAAAAUCCAGGUAAGCCUCAGGUUCUUACGGUGUUCUCGCAUUUGGCUCGGGCCUUUGUUAACCCACAUACUGCAGAAGUUAGUGAGCAGCUCAGUCAGCGAAUAUGGGGAAUAUUGCAAAAGCAAAUAUUUAAAGCAAAAGAUUAUCCAAAGGGUGAUGGAGUCCAAUUAUCCACACUUGAAUCUCUGUUAGAGAGAAAUUUGAAAUUAGCUUCAAAACCAUUUAGAAAGCAAAAGUCUGCAUCUAACCCCUCAAAGCAGUCAGCUGCCUUGAAUAGACAGAAAAUGGUUUCAUCCUUUCCCCAAACUUCAACUUUUUGGAUUUUGAAAAUUGUUGAUUCAAGAAAUUUCUCAGAGUCCGAACUGCAGGGCAUUGUUCAAAUUUUCGAGAAAACAUUGGUAGAUUAUUUUGACAGUAAAAAGUCUCAAAUCAAAGCUGGAUUUUUAAAAGAAAUAUUUCGCAGAAGGCCAUGGAUUGGCCAUGCUGUACUUGGGUUUAUUUUGGAAAGAUGUGGAAGUGCCAAGUCAGACUUUCGGCGAGUCAAAGCACUUGAUUUGGUAAUGGAAAUAUUGAAGACACUAGCAACUGGGAGUGGUGAAGGCCAGAAUCCAUUGAAAAAGAUUGUUAAAAAUAAUUUGGAUAAACUCUCCCAUGUUAUGAAAGAGUUGGUGACAAAUAUGCCGAGCAAACCAGCUAGAAAGACAGAGGUACACAAGUUUUGUGUCAAGGUCUUUGAGAUAUUGUCUAAGCACAAACUCACCAAGUAUCUUCUUAAAACUUUGGAACCUGAUACUCAAGCUGCACUCGAGGCACAACUUGGUGAUAAAUUCGUCUCUUUGAAGAAGCUGGAAAAAUGAACUAGGGCAUUUAGGAUUUUGCUGCUACUGACUGUUUAAAGAGGUUCGUGCUACUCCCCGCACUAGACAGACCAACCAAUACAAGUUGGAGUUAGCGAGCUUUUGAACGAGCAAUGAACCUAAACAUUUAUAUAAGCUUUUGGAAGAGGAAAUUUUGUAAAACUUUUAAUGCAGCACUAGUUCCAAAUUCAUUUAAGAACUUAUUUUAUCCGAUUGCAAGGGAAAAUUUUGGUAGAACUUUUGUUUGUUUUUCUGUGAACAAUUUGAUUUUAUAUUGUUUCCGAAUUCUUUUUCUCCAUUAUUAUUUACUUUGGAA
This is a messenger RNA of Cicer arietinum (chickpea), 4193 nucleotides long. RefSeq lists its product as uncharacterized. Gene Ontology annotation, biological process: regulation of DNA-templated transcription. The record is from RefSeq and is a predicted model, not a curated record. NCBI's taxonomy places the organism in Eukaryota, Viridiplantae, Streptophyta, Magnoliopsida, Fabales, Fabaceae. Gene Ontology annotation, molecular function: DNA binding; transcription factor binding. Gene Ontology annotation, cellular component: nucleolus.